GUUUACGUUCGGGGGGUGCAUUCACGUUCGUCGUAAAUAAAAUUGUACGCGAACAUCUUUACCUAUUUCAGUGGCUGCGCUUGUAGAGGAAUGGCCACUGUUCGUUAUAUUUUAUUUGUCUUAUUGGAAAGUGUUUUCCUUGCCCAUUUGCGGGCACAGACACUUAAUAUCUUGGCGUAUGAAUACAGCAGGAAAUUUUGGGAGAUCCCAGAUCUCGGAUUAGAAAUGGGACAAUGUGCUCAUUACGUACAAGAAGUGAUGCCAGGAUUCCCACUCGUCCACAGAUGCAUUUUACCACCAGUCUCGGGCCAGUCAACGUUACACCAUUUCAAGUUUCAAAAUGAUACCCAGAAUAUUCAAGUUCAGUCAGCCAACGACAUAUUUGCUUACAUUGGACUAUGUGACGCCACUGCUGUUACAUCACUUGGCCUGCUGCACAGGGGGGAUUGCAUAGCAAUUGAAGAACCAUCCAACAUCAAAGUGAUUCGAAUGUCCACUGCAAGACGGCUCAUGGAAGUGAAGAAAUACAGGACUGGUAAAAUGGCGGAGAUUAAGGGAUUGCUGGGGCGUUACGAGGGGGAGAUAAAGGACAUAAGGAGAGAGAUAGAGCAAAACUAUAUACAGCCCCACCUAGACUACGCCUUCCAGCCCUAUUUCUCCAGACCCCAGGGACUUCAGUUUCGCAGUGGCACAGACAGAGCAUUAUGGGAGAAGGCAUCAAUUACAGAGGUCAAAAUUAUCAAAGCCCAGGCUCGCCAGAGGUCCAUAUUGCGAAGAUGUAAGCGGAUCAUGUUGCCCAGUUGUGCCACAAUGAAAACUCUUAAGUUAAACAUCAAACUACUUAAAGGAGCGUUCGAUACAGAGAGACAAAAAUGGGUCAAUCUAAGUGUGAAACAAAAACAACAAACAGUGGAAACAACUAGAAAGAAGAUCAACAACUUGGCACAGCAACAGUCGAAAAUGAUUUCUCAGUUUAAGCAAUGGCGAAGGCAACAGAAAGCCGCGAAGAGAGCCGAGAAAUUAAAACAGAAGAAACUCCGCCAGAAACAGAGAUCACAAAGAAAGAAAUCCAAGAAAAUUAAAAUGAACAGAGGCAAAAUAGUGUUGUUAACCAAUAACACUAUCCUACAGAAUGUUGUGUAGCUUUAGUACUAUACCGGUAUUUUAAUUGUUAUUGUUAAAACUUUCUUUAAAUUGUUAUGCUUUCUUUAUUGCAUGGAGAGUUGGAGAUUUGUUAUCUUCUAACAUAAGAUGGUAAUGACAAUACAAUUUAAAACAAUAUGAAUGGUUCUUAUUCAAACGUAUACAUUUACCAAUAAUGACUGAGAUACUAUAUAGUUACUCAAUGGCUGUUUUCUAAACUUCAACAACAGUCCUAAUGGUUUGAUAUUUUUAAAAAUGUCUACUUCUGAAGUAAGCCUUGAUUGCUCGUUAAUUAUUUCCCAAAACUAAAUAAAAACAUGAAAACUUUUACGUAAACUGUUUUAAGACUGCAGGACUUUCAUCCUCUCAAUGCCGUGAGACCUGGCAUUGCGAGGAUGUAGGACUCUGGUCUAGCCGUUUGCCUGUUUGUCUGUAUGAACAAUUUUUCACAUACAGUUAAAACUAAUUAUUUUUCUGGUUUUUGAUGUCAAUGAAUGUUUAAAAUAGAAUAUUUUGCAAUUCUUAUUUAAGUUAUGUCAGAAGACGAAGUUCAUGUAUUACAUUUGGUAAACUGACAGCCUGACAACACCAACUAUUUUAUUGUAUUUUGAUAUUUGAAUGAU
Saccostrea cuccullata (small rock oyster) is the source of this 1766-nucleotide messenger RNA. RefSeq lists its product as uncharacterized. The record is from RefSeq and is a predicted model, not a curated record. The coding region runs from base 91 to 1143 and encodes 350 amino acids. Lineage: Eukaryota; Metazoa; Mollusca; Bivalvia; Ostreida; Ostreidae. The transcript is spliced from 8 exons.